This is a messenger RNA of Tripterygium wilfordii, 1125 nucleotides long. RefSeq names its product ER lumen protein-retaining receptor. NCBI's taxonomy places the organism in Eukaryota, Viridiplantae, Streptophyta, Magnoliopsida, Celastrales, Celastraceae. The transcript has 6 exons. Gene Ontology annotation, molecular function: ER lumen protein retrieval receptor activity. Gene Ontology annotation, cellular component: endoplasmic reticulum; membrane; cis-Golgi network. Bases 171 to 818 code for a protein of 215 amino acids. The record is from RefSeq and is a predicted model, not a curated record. Gene Ontology annotation, biological process: endoplasmic reticulum to Golgi vesicle-mediated transport; protein retention in ER lumen.
ACAAUUAUCCCCAGAAAGUUCUUUGUUGGGUUGGAUCAAGAUCAAUCGAAGACGCGCAAAUUAGAGUCGAUCUCCUCGUAGGGUACUUGAUCCAGACACUAUAAUCUGUAGCGUCCACAUUAUAUUACACAAACAAGAGUGUGCGAGGAGGUAGAAUAGAGAGAUUUAUCAUGAAUAUAUUCAGGUUAGCUGGGGACAUGACCCAUUUGGCCAGUGUCCUGGUUCUGCUCCUUAAGAUCCACACAAUCAAGUCUUGUGCUGGCGUUUCUUUGAAGACUCAAGAACUCUAUGCUCUUGUCUUUGCCACCCGCUACUUGGAUAUAUUCACCAAUUUUAUUUCAUUUUAUAAUAUUAUGAUGAAAUUGAUAUUCUUGGGCAGCUCUUUCUCUAUUGUCUGGUACAUACGACGCCACAAGAUUGUUCGUAGAUCCUAUGAUAGGGAUCAAGACACCUUUCGGCAUUUUUUCCUUAUCCUGCCUUGCCUGUUCUUGGCCUUACUUAUAAAUGAGAGGUUUACUUUCAAAGAGGUAAUGUGGACAUUUUCAUUGUAUCUGGAAGCUGUUGCCAUACUUCCUCAGCUUGUAUUGUUGCAAAGGACAAGAAACAUUGACAACUUGACUGGACAAUAUGUUUUUCUUCUUGGUGCAUACCGAGCAUUGUACAUAUUGAACUGGAUAUAUCGAUACUUUACUGAGGAGCAUUAUGUCCAUUGGAUAACUUGGAUAGCAGGGCUUGUGCAGACAUUACUAUAUGCUGAUUUCUUCUAUUAUUACUUCCAGAGCUGGAAAAACAACGUGAAGCUUCAGUUGCCGGCUUGAGUGUUUCCAGGCGUAGGGUAGGAUUGCAAGUCAUAUACAUGGCUAUGUAUCUCCAUUAGAUAUGAUCUUCAUUUUCGCUUUAAGAUUAUCAUCCUCUUUUUUUUCCUUGGAAGGAAGGGGGAGAGCCCUAAUACCUCCAAAUCAUCUGUCACCAGAAAUUUAGUACUUUGAAUGAAAUUGUCAGUGUACUGAUUUCUACAGGAUUUUCUUUUUCUUUUUCUUACUGGUCAUGCCAGAAGUUUUAUUAUUUGGUGAUGUAGAAAAACUAUUCUGCAAUUUCUGAUGCAUAGAGACUGGAAUUACAGUG